Messenger RNA from Homalodisca vitripennis (glassy-winged sharpshooter), 1883 nucleotides. It is a transcript of the gene Acsf2, whose product is annotated as medium-chain acyl-CoA ligase ACSF2, mitochondrial. Gene Ontology annotation, biological process: fatty acid metabolic process. The transcript is spliced from 13 exons. Gene Ontology annotation, molecular function: medium-chain fatty acid-CoA ligase activity. The coding region runs from base 71 to 1873 and encodes 600 amino acids. NCBI's taxonomy places the organism in Eukaryota, Metazoa, Arthropoda, Insecta, Hemiptera, Cicadellidae. The record is from RefSeq and is a predicted model, not a curated record.
AAGUGAGAAAGUGGGGUUAUCUUCUGUAGCAGGAAGAGGUAGUUAACGGUUUAACUGGGAACCAAGAGUUAUGGUGUUAAGAGUGAGAUAUCGGUUAUUUAAAAGUGUCUUCAAUGAUUGGAGUCAAGUUAAGAGGCUGGGCAGUUCCCGUGGCGGGGGGCUGAGCUACUUCCACAACCCUGGGACAGAACCCCUCCACUACCUGACCAUCGGUCAGCUGGUGACGGGGGCAGCUGGGAGAUGGCCCGAUACCGAUGUGUUCGUCUCCACUCAACACGGCACCAGGCUUACCUUUAGUCAAGUGGAACAACAGGCCAAUAAGCUGGCGGCAGGAUUCCUAGACCUGGGGUUGGUGCCUGGGGACCGUCUGGGGAUCUGCAGUCCAAACUCUGCCCAGUGGUUCCUUACUGCUCUUGCUGCUUCUAAGGCGGGACUCAUCCUGGUCAGUGAUGAUCCACUGCAGACCGUAAACGUGGUGUCGAUGAACCCUGCCUAUAUGAAGGAAGAACUGGAGUACUGCCUGCAGAAGGUGUCUGUCAGAGCCCUGGUGACAGACGAGACCUACAAGGUACAGGAGUACUACAAGCUGUUGUGUGAGAUUGUGCCUAACCUUUCUGACCUUCCCCAGAACACAAAACUCAACUGCAGCAAGCUUCCAGACUUCUCGGCCAUCAUCGUCAACUCUGAAAAGAAUCUCCCAGGAACAUUCAGGUUUUGCGACGUUCUCGAAAGUGCCGGCAACCUUCAAAGGCUGCAUGAAGUACAGGAGCGCCUGCGGCCUGAACAUAUCGGAAACAUUCAGUUUACAUCAGGAACCACAGGGAAGCCAAAGGCUGUUCCACUCAGUCAUUUCAACCUAAUCAACAAUGCUUACAAUGUUGGAAAACGACUUGGAAUGAACAAGAAGCACAGCAAAAUUCUCGCUCAGGCACCAUUCUUCCAUGCGUUGGGUUACAUAGCUGCCUUGAUGACCAGCUUCCACUUCGGUUCCACGAUGGUCCUCCCUUCUCCCACCUUCAGUGUACCCGACUCUUCCGAGGCCAUCAAGCGGGAGAAGUGCACCAUGCUGCUGGGUACUCCCACCAUGUACGUAGACCUCUGCAACUACGUCAGCAACCUCUCUGCUGAGGAACAGCUGCUGCACAAGUCCCCAGAGAUCGCUAUCAGCGGAGGUUCUCUCUGUCUGCCUGAACUCUUCCGGAAGAUGAGAGACACCUUCUCCUGCGAGAGGGUUGUCUCUGUGUACGGGAUGACGGAGAUCACAGCAGUUACCUUCCAGUCUACAGAACAUGACUCGGAGUUCCUGAUGACUUCAACUGUAGGCAAGAUCUCUGACCAUGUUGAGGCAAAGGUGGUGGACGAGGAGGGGUUGACUGUUCCCUUCGGCACGCCAGGGGAGUUGUGGAUGCGAUCCUUCAACACCAUGACCGGAUACUGGGAGGAUGAGGAGGCCACCAAUCGAAUGUUCACCAAGGACAAGUGGCUCAAGACGGGGGACAGAUUUAUUCUCCAUGAAGAUGGAUACGGCCAAGUGGUUGGCAGAAUCAAAGACAUGAUAAUUCGAGGUGGAGAAAACAUCUCGCCAAAGGAGGUUGAAGAAUUCCUCAUAACUCACCCAGACAUAUUAGAUGCCCAGGUCAUUGGGGUCACUAGUGAGAGACUAGGAGAGGAAGUGGCCUGCAGUCUGAGAGUCAAGUCUGGGACCACCAUCACAGAGCAGCAAGUCAAAGACUACUGCAAGGGAAAGAUUUCCUACUACAAAAUUCCCAAAUAUGUUGAAGUAGUCGAUGUUUAUCCCACAACCGGUUCUGGUAAGAUUCAGAAGUUCAAGAUUCGAGAGGCAAUGGAGAAGAAAUUAGGAAUUAAUAAAUAGUUUGUUUUGA